Molecule: messenger RNA, 1750 nt
Organism: Arabidopsis arenosa
Lineage: Eukaryota; Viridiplantae; Streptophyta; Magnoliopsida; Brassicales; Brassicaceae
Source: the annotation of a GenBank genome assembly
CACGUUUCUUUCGUUGGGAAAUAACCAAAGAUGAUGUCACAACCCUAAUUAGUAAUUACUUACCAACAUCGAUCUUGUCGCAUCGUUGAGUUAGAAUCUUGAAUUGCCAAGUCGUGUUCUAGGGUUCCUUCAUUUUUUAUCCGGCGAUGACAUCGGCCAACAACGAAUUAAUUGGUUCCACGAUGGGUACAUCGGCCAAGGAAGAGGUUGUCUCUAAAGUCGACGAGGAAGACGAAGAAAGCAGCAGCGAUAGCGAUAUGGAUGACGGCAGCGACAGCGAGUGGGCUGAGUAUAACAUGUUACCGGAAACUGAACCAGAGUGGGACGUCGAUAGCUUUGAUGGUCACGAAUUUAAAAUCAAUCCGAGGGUUCGUAAGAUGUACGGCUCUAACCAGCAACUUUAUGACGAAUACUACAACGAAAGGCUCGAGGCUUUCCACAGUAAGGGGUUUCUUCCUGAUCAUCUGAACGGAAUCUACAACCUUCAUAUAGACGGCCAGGGGAAUCAUAGGGAUUUAGCUGCAAAUCUUGCUAAUGUGUGUGUUCAGAAAUUCAACGAGACCAAGGUAACGACUUUAGAAUUUGUAAGUGUUGUGAGAGUUACUGUAAGUGGAGCAGCUACAUGGAAGUUGUACAUCACCUUUAUGGCUCGAGAGUUUCGUGAUGGGCCUCUUGUUGAGUACCAAGCCAAGGGCUUCUUCGCUUUUCCAAUCAUGAAUUCCCAAUCGGUGGCGGAGGAGGAAUCAGCUUCUCCUCUCACGAAAAAAAUCAAAGUCAAAGAGGAAGACAAGGAAGAUGACGGAGAUUAUGACAGCGACGACAUAAUCGAAGAAGAAGACAAGGAAGAUGACGGAGAUGAUGACAGCGAUGACGUCAAAGAGGAAGACAGGGAAGAUGACGCCAGCGACAACGGCUAUACCGUUUGGAGAGGUAUGAGAUUUAAAUACGUGCCAGAAAAGGAACCGGAGUGGGAUGUGGACAGCUACGAUGGUCGCGAAUACGAAUCAGAUCCCGAGGAUCGUAAGCAUUUCACCAGCGAGGAGCAGUAUAAUGAAUACCGUCUCGACAAGCUCGAGCUGUUGGAGAGUAAGGGGUUUAUACCAGAUUACGCAAACGGAAUCUACCCUUUUGGUGAUCUGGAAGCAUCAGCGGGUGAAAACAGGACUAAUAGAGAUGAGUUGACACAUUUGGCUUCCUUGUGCUUUAAGAAACUCAACGAGUACAAGGGAAAGUGUGUGGAAUUGGUGAGUAUUGAGCGAGCUACGGUAAGUGGAGGAGCUCGAUGGAAGAUUUAUAUAACGUGUAUGGCUCGGGAGUAUGAGAAUGGACCCCUUGUAGAGUAUCAAGCCAAGGUGAUGAGGUAUGCUGGAAAUUAUGAACCUCCCUUUCCCAUACUUUGCAGACCAAGCCCUAAACCCUCCAUCUAAGUCUUUUUUGUUCAGUGGGAACAACUUAGCAUUUGUGUUAAUUUUCUUAAGAGAUACUACUUUGCUUAUGGUAAUAAUGUCUUGUACUGUAUUUCUAAUAUUUUCAAACUAAAUUACAGAUUGGAAAUGUUGAUGUUUGGUCUAGCUGAAGACCGAUAUGUAUACAAGUUAGGCUUCCAAUUAUAAUUAAGCUCCGAGUUGGAUCUUAAUGGAACUUGGUUUAUCUCAAUGUUAGCUGUGUAAUGUGACCUUAAGCUCUAACUUUUUAAGUUGUGCCCCAUAAAACUAUGAAGUUUAAUGGUUAAUGAAUUAUGUGUUUUAAU